Molecule: messenger RNA, 276 nt
Organism: Phalaenopsis equestris
Lineage: Eukaryota; Viridiplantae; Streptophyta; Magnoliopsida; Asparagales; Orchidaceae
Product: 60S ribosomal protein L30-like
Exons: 1
Coding region: 1-276 (91 amino acids)
Cellular component (GO): cytosolic large ribosomal subunit
Molecular function (GO): RNA binding; structural constituent of ribosome
Source: RefSeq, a predicted model, not a curated record
AUGGUGCCCCUCAAGAAGGCGAAGAAGUCUACCGAGAGCAUUAACAAUAGGCUGGCCCUGGUAGUGAAGUUGGUAAUAAUUUCUAACAACUACCCUCCCCUCCGCAAGUCUGAGAUUGAGUACCAUGCAAUGCUUGGAAAGGUUGGGGUUCAUCAUUUUAAUGGAAAUAAUGUCGAUCUUGGUACUGCUUGCGGUAAAUAUUUCCGUGUAUGCUGUCUCAGCAUUGUCGAUCCAGGCGACUCUGAUAUAAUAAAGUCACUCCCUAGAGCUCGUUGA